Messenger RNA from Fusarium redolens, 6546 nucleotides. RefSeq lists its product as uncharacterized. Bases 1 to 6546 code for a protein of 2181 amino acids. The record is from RefSeq and is a predicted model, not a curated record. Gene Ontology annotation, molecular function: fatty acid synthase activity; 3-oxoacyl-[acyl-carrier-protein] synthase activity. The transcript has 2 exons. NCBI's taxonomy places the organism in Eukaryota, Fungi, Ascomycota, Sordariomycetes, Hypocreales, Nectriaceae. Gene Ontology annotation, biological process: fatty acid biosynthetic process; secondary metabolite biosynthetic process.
AUGCCUGUAAAGUCACCUUCAUUGCUAGUCUGCGGUUCGGUGAUAUCGGACCCUGAUCAUGCGUACCUGUCCCGCAUUCGCUCCAGUAUCAUUCACAACUCACACCUAGCAGACUUGAGGGACGCAGUCAUAGAACUCCCCGAACUCUGGCCGCUACUCGUCGAGAGAGAGCAUUCUCUAGAACGUGUUAGUGCAGCGCCAGUGCUUCAGAAUUUGGUUGAAUGGAUCGAGUGCGACAACCCCCUCUUGCCGUUGGCGGUACGGACGUCAAGGAAUGUACAGUUGGCGGUGUUGACAGUUCUUUCUCAUAUCUCAGAAUACAUGAUCUACUUGAGUAGUCAUGAUAUGAGUGAGGAAGAUGGCCGUGGGAACUUGGACGCGCAUACCAGCGUUCUUGAGGGCGUCCGCGACGGAGGCAUCCAAGGACUCUGUGUCGGACUCCUCUCUGCCAUAGCCCUCGCGUGCUCGCCAACCAACACAGAUGUGGCCAAGCAUGGUGCUGUUGCCGUGAGGUUAGCGUUGUGUGUUGGAGCACUGGUGGAUCUUGACGAGAUCGAGCUAUCAGAACCGACCGUCUGCAUAUGUACGCGCUGGCCGCAGGGCGAGGGCGAUGGUGAUGGUAGAGAAGAAGUAUUGAGGGCUGUGCUCGAUAGCUAUCCGCAGUCUUACGUUGGUGUCCGCCUAGAUGCCUGCAGUGUGACCAUCACGGCGCCCAAGGGGGACGCUAUGUCCUUAAGUUGCGAUCUUGAGGAGAGGGGGGCUGUGGUCAAGCAGAUAGACCUGCACGGCCGCUACCACCACCAAGGGCACGACGCUGUGCUCCAGAGGAUGACUGAUCUUUGCGUGUCCCUGCCCAUGCUCCAAUUUCCCCAACAUAGCCAUCCGCUCGUUCCACUAAGGUGGAAUCACAGCGGACAAGUGGUGACGGGCCAGACGCCGCUACAUGAGGUGGCUUUGCAGUGCAUCUUGGUCAAACGUGCCGACUGGUAUACCACCAUGACCAAGUCAGUGACAGAUAUGGCCCAGAGAACCGCGGCCUCGAGUGCCGACAGCAAAGCUCGAGUCCUAGCGCUUGGCCCUGUCGAUUGCAUUCCCCGGUCUGUGUUCGCCAUCACACCACUGCAGGUCGUCCGCCCCAUGGCCAACGCAGCAUUUCAUCACAGCUAUCCUGAUGACUCCAUUGCCAUCGUUGGGGUAUCGUGCCGGUUUCCGGGUUCGGAGACUCCCCAGCAGUUCUGGGAGGAGAUUCGGGCUAAACGGGUAAACAGCUCCCUGGAGGCAGCUAGCAGUAGCUCCUUGGACUGUGCCUUUUUCCGAAAGUCCCCCCGCGAAGCCGAGCAUAUGGAUCCGCAGCAUCGACUUGGCCUCCAUCUGGCCUACGAAGCUCUACAGUCCGGGGGAUAUUUCAGUCCGUCAUCCUCAGAGACAGAUAACGUGGGCUGCUACAUCGGCAUGUCCUCUUGCGACUACGAAGUCAACGUGAACAGCCAUCCUCCAACGGCAUAUUCCUUUACGGGCACUGCGCGGGCCUUCUCGAGCGGUCGGAUCAGUCACUUCUUCGGCUUCACCGGCCCGUCCAUGGUGGUCGACACGGCCUGUUCGUCUUCUGGGGUAGCAAUCCACACGGCGUGCAGGGCCAUUCAGUCGGGAGAAUGCUCCAUGGCCCUAGCUGGAGGCAUCAACCUGAUGGUCCCAGAGGCUAGGUCGCACCAGAACCUAGCGGCGGCCUCUUUCUUGAGCCCAACAAGUCAGUGUCGACCCUUUGAUGCUGGCGCAGACGGCUACCGUCGGAGUGAAGGCGGAGGCUUCGUCCUGCUCAAGAGACUCUCCGCCGCAGUGGCGGAUAAUGACUGCAUCCUCGGCGUGCUGGCAGCCUCGGCUGUCAACAAUAGCAAGGGAAGUCGGUCAAUCACACUGCCAUCGAUUGAAUCGCAAAGCCAUCUCUACCGGCUUGUGCUGCAGACGGCCGGCCUGCACCCGCACCAAGUGUCGUACGUCGAAGCCCAUGGCACUGGCACUCAGAAAGGCGAUCCAAUCGAGUGGCAGAGCAUUCAAAACGUCUUCGGAGGACGCGGUCGAUCGGGGUCGCCACCUUUGCGUCUCGGUUCAAUCAAAGGGAACAUAGGACACAGCGAGGCUGCGUCGGGAGUGGCUGCUCUGGUCAAAGUGCUACUGAUGCUUCACAAUGGCCAGAUUCCGCCCCAGGCCAACUUUUCGGUGCUAAACCCAGCCAUACCCUCGCUGGAAGAGGCAAACAUGGAUAUUCCUGCAUGCCUGGAGCCGUGGAAGGCGCCUUUCCGAGCGGCUAUGGUCAACAACUAUGGCGCGUCGGGGACUAAUGCGGCUAUGCUUGUUUGCCAACCUCCACUAGCAUCUCCUGAACGAAUCAUGUCUGCGGGCCAGUCUCAUCAGUACCCGAUCCUGAUUACUUCCCAUUCCGAGUCCAGCCUACGCCAGUACUGCCGAGCUCUUCUAUACUUCAUUGAGACUCAAAGCCGUGUCCCUGGAGACUCAUUGCUCCCGAGCAUCGCUUUUCACCUAGCUCAACGACAGAACGAGUCUUGCCGUCACCGUGUUGCGUUCUCGGCUACAUCUGCAGAUGAACUGAAGGUUCGGCUUCAGUCCCGAGCCCAUAAAGAUGGCGAAGAUUCAAAGACACCAAGGCUGCAAGGUCGUCCGAAGCCCGUGGUGCUCGUGUUCGCGGGCCAGACAGGUCGUCAGGCUCUUCUCAGCCGAGAAGCCUACCUGAGCUCGAACCUCCUGCAGCGCCAUUUGGAUCGCUGCGACCGGAUCUUGCAGACCAUGGGUCUUCACAGUUUGUUCCCACGCAUAUUCGAGACGGAGCCCGUCGAUGACUUGGUUGACCUUCACUGCAUGCACUUUUCGUUGCAGUACUCGGUUGCCGCAUCGUGGAUAGAUGCUGGUCUAGAGAUCAAGGCGGUGGUUGGCCAUAGUCUCGGCCAACUGACAGCUCUCUGCGUUAGUGGUGUCCUCAACCUGCGAGACGCCUUGAAGAUGAUCUCUGGCCGGGCGUCGCUGAUCCAGAGCAAGUGGGGCUCGGAGCGAGGUUGCAUGCUCAGCGUAGAAGCAGAUGCCCCUACUGUUGAAGCCAUUGCGCAGUCAAUGUUAGGGGCUGGCAAAGUCGAAAUUGCCUGUUAUAAUACCGCCUUGCACCAUGUCAUGGUGGGUACGGAAGCGGCCAUCGAGGCGUUUGAAGAGGUUGCUCGCUCCCGCAACGUUUCUGUCAAACGAAUACCCGUCACCCAUGGAUUCCACUCGGACCUGAUGGACUGCAUCAUUCCCGAGUACCAACAGCUUAUCCAAGAGCUCACCCUGCACCGUCCCGUUAUCCCCAUCGAACCUUGUUCAAAGUCGGGGGGCAGCUGGGAUGAUAUCACACCAGAGCUGAUUGCCCGACAAUCCCGUGAGCCUGUCUACUUUAACGACGCCAUUUCCAGAAUUGAGCAGCAGCUAGGCCCCUGCAUCUGGCUCGAGGCUGGAUCCGGCUCCACCGGUGUCACUAUGGCUCGUCGUGCGCUCACAAACCGCGGCACACCCAGCUUCUCAUCCCAUUCCUUUUACUCGAUUUUGCUACAAGGCCAAAAUCCAGUCAAGUCCCUCGCUGACACAACCAUGAGUCUCUGGAAUGAGGGCAUCCGAGUACAAUUCUGGCUGUACCAUGCUUCAGAGAGACGCCGUUUCGUGCCGUUGGAGCUGCCUCAAUACCCCUUUGAAAAGUCGGAACACUGGCUACCUGUCAUACAAAAGCACAAAGAUUCGGAGCUUGCAAGCCAGAACCAGCACCCAACGCAGCAAACACCAAAGUUGGUAUCUCUGGUAGGGCCUGCUGAUGGGGAGACAGCCGAGUUCUUCAUCAACCAAGAUAGUGAUGACUACUCUGCCUUUGUACGUGGCAGGAGAGUCUUCGGGCAGGUUCUAGCGCCAGGUUCUGUUUACAUAGAAGCUGCUACGCGCGCUUUCACCCUUCUCCAGAUGCACGUAUCCGCUCCCAGUUCAUCUCCUCCCUCCGUCGAGGUCGAGCAGGUGAGAAUGCAUGCACCGUUUGGUCUGGAUCUCCAAAAGCGCCUGCGCCUCACGUUGCGGAAACAGGCAAGGUCCAGUUGGCGAUUUGUCGUGGAGAGCCACCCUAUCGAUGACAGUGACAACAAGGGUCGCAAACUCCAAGCCUCAGGGACCAUCAGUUGGAAGGCACAGGGCUAUUCCUACCUAGGGCCCCGCCGGCCACUGCUUCGCCGUCUUUACGAUCGGUGCGAGGAGCUACGUGAGGAUCGCAGUGCCGCAACUGUUCAAGGGUUGUUCGUCAAGAAGAUCCUGGCGCGAGUGGCUAAUUACGACAAUAGUUACCUGGGCAUCCAGUCCAUCACCUCAAAGGGCCUUGAAGCGGUAGCUGAUGUUGCCGUGCCUACCAUUAUGUCUCAAGUUUCUAAAGAGACAGUUUUCAGUCCCCCCAUCUUCGACAACUUCUUGCUCAUAGCAGAGCUUCAUGCCAGCAGUCUUGGAGAUCUUGGAGACGACGACGUAUAUAUCUGCAACGGUUUUAACGCUGUUAUCCCGCAUGCACAUCCUGGAGACAUGGGACGAAAGUCCGAGGGACCUUGGAUGGUCCUUUCAUGUUUGGAUCGGGAGAACGAUAAGACCAUUGUAUGCGACAUAUUUGUGUUCAGUGCGCACCGUAAUAUGCUUUCUCUGGAGAUUAUAGGUGCAGGCCUGACACGGGUUCCGAUUCAUUCUUUGCAGAAGGCGCUGGAGUCAAUGAAUGGCAUCCAACAGAUACAGGGCCAAACAGCACUAGAUAGCGCCCCGACACUAGUCAGAGAUGCCGAUAUUGACCCUCUGUAUUCCGAGGUAGAUUCACUGAGGAUCGGGGGCGAUGUCCCCGCCGACGUCCCAGGCUCGCAUCCUACUUCUGUUCCAAGGCUAUCUCGGCUCCCCUCGAGCGAUGAUGUCAUGGACUCUUCGGCGCUUUCUUCUGUACAACCCUCAUCAUCAGCGAGCUCUGUAAUAUCCGACCAUGAUCAGCAGAAUGUUGCUCUACUGGGCCUGCUCGCAGAGCACCUAAACUGCUCCCAGGGAAUCUCCCCUGAUACACGCCUGGGGGAGAUUGGAUUAGACUCGUUAGUUGCCAUACAGCUCCAAUCAGACAUGGAGAAGAUGUUCGGGAAGAGGCUGAGCCUGGCAACGAUUGACGAAAACUUGACCUUCUCAGAUCUCUGUCGCAAGGUUCUAUACCAUGACCUAUCCAGCGAGCGGAGAUCCGCCGUGUUGCCAGACACAACCCCCAAGAGCAAGCCAGACUCUAGCAUCCUUACUGGGCAGAAUUAUAACCCUUCCCAUGUUGCUCCUAUCAUGGGGACCACUCCCUUCUUCCGAGGGUCUACUCCUUUUAUCACUCAGACUCGUCUAGAGUUCGCUCAAAUCAAGCAAGAGACCAGCUCAUUUGCACAGAUGACAGGCUUCGCUGGUUUCUACUCUAAUUUGUAUGAAAAGCAGACGUUCUUGGUGCUUGCAUACAUAUUAGAAGCCUUCAGAACUUUGGGGUGUGAUCUCAGCGCACUCCAGGCCGGAGACCCGUUGCCCCCCGUGCCCUACACGCCAAAAUAUGAAAAGCUUGUGUCUCGGUUCCAUAAGAUUCUGGAAGGCGCUGGCCUGAUCUCUGUCCGUGAGGGCCAGUCGACCCGCUCCCAGACAGCGGAGCCUCUACCUCAACUCGCAUCUUCAGCCGACAUUUACCGCGAACUCCUGAAUGAGUGUCCGAAGUACCGGCCAGACCAUCAGCUGCUCAAUGUCACCGGUUCUCACCUUGCAGAUUGCCUCUCUGGUCGAGCUGAUCCAUUGCAGCUACUCUUCCGGGAUGCGGCCUCGGUCAAGCUCCUGGAAGACGUGUACGUUAGCUCCCCUAUGUUUGCGACUGGGAACAAAAUGCUCGGCGAGUUCCUCCACCGAGUCUUAUCGCAGCUUGGUGGUACGGAAAUGCUACGAGUUCUCGAGAUUGGCGCGGGCACUGGCGCGACAACGCGGAAUGUUAUGGAUCAGCUGUUGGCAUCCAAUGUCGACUUCACUUACACAUUCACCGACAUUUCUAUGGCGCUCGUGACAAGCGCCAGGAAGACGUUUGGCGCGCUAUACGGCAGCGAGAAGCGGCAAUCCAAUAUGGAGUUCACAGUUCUCGAUAUUGAGAAGCCGCCACCGGCGAAUAUGCUGCAGUCGUACGAUCUCAUCAUCUCAUCAAACUGCAUCCACGCGACACGGAACCUGGGACAAGCUUGCGCCAACAUAGAAAGGCUGCUUCGUAGGGACGGCGGCAUGCUGUGCCUUCUGGAGCUAACGCGGCCUCUCGCCUGGCUAGACUGCGUGUUCGGUUUGCUGGAUGGUUGGUGGCGGUUCGAUGAUGACCGAACCUACGCACUGGCCGAUGAGUAUAAGUGGAAGUCGACGCUGUUGGACGCGGGCUUCUUCCACGUUGAUUGGACCGACGAUGGCUCCCGUGAAUCUCAGCAGUUCAGAUUAAUCACGGCAUGGCGGUGA